GGGCAGAUACACUGCAUAUCCUGAGGUCAUCUUAUUCAGGUCUGAAGGUCACCAAAAUCCCAAUGUAUUUCACAACAAUGGAUUGGGGAUCUUUACUAUAUACUUUUGAGUUCAUCUUCAUCUGGUUAUACAACAUGGAUCAAAGAGAAAUUAUCAUGAAAAACCUGGAGAGGAUCAGAAGCAGAAAGCUCAACAAGGAAGAAUUCACCAAUGAAUAUUUGAAACUGAAGCGGCAAUCGGCGACCUAUAGAGCAGAGAAAAUUUACCCAACAACUGUGUCUGAGAGACCUGAAAAUAACAGCAAAAAUCGGUAUAAAGACAUCUUACCAUAUGACCAUAGCAGAGUGAAGCUCUCUUUUAUCACAUCAGAUAAAGACUCUGAUUACAUCAAUGCAAAUUUUAUCAAGGGUGUAUACGAGCCAAGAACCUACAUUGCUACCCAGGGUCCUCUUUCCACAACUGUUGUAGAUUUCUGGAGGAUGAUUUGGGAAUAUAAAAUCUUGAUCAUUGUCAUGGCUUGCAUGGAAUUUGAAAUGGGGAAGAAAAAAUGUGAACGUUACUGGGUUGAUGUAGAUGAAUCCCCACUGCAGUUAGGCCCUUUCUUCAUUUCCUGUGAGGCUGAAGAAAAAAGAAAGGAGUAUGUGAUUCGCAAAUUGAAAGUAAAACUGAAUGACAGUGAAAUCAGAAGUGUCUAUCAUUUUCAUUAUAAAAACUGGCCAGACCAUGAUGUGCCAUCUUCAAUCAACUCUAUUUUUGAGUUCAUAAAUGAGAUGCAUUGCUACCAAGUACACAAUGAUGCACCUAUCUGUGUACACUGCAGUGCGGGCUGUGGACGAACAGGAGUCAUAUGUGCCAUUGAUUAUACUUGGACCUUGCUAAAAGACAGUAUUCUUCCAGUGAACUUCAGCAUUUUUAAUAUAAUUCAGGAAAUGCGCACCCAGAGACCUUUGUUGGUGCAAACUCAGGGCCAGUAUAAGCUGGUCUACGAUGCAGUAAUUGAACUCUUUAAAAGGCAGAUUGAAGCAUUCUCCAAUCAGACUGAUCCUGUUACUGUGGAGACUGAAGUAAACCAGCCUGCAGCCAAUAUACCUCAGGAUCCACAUAUGGAAAAGUCUUCUGUAAAACAACCAAACAGUUCUGCACAAGGGGAGCAGAAGAAAUCUCAGUGUUCUGGUCAUGAUGCACAAAGCUUAGACAACCUUGACAAAAACAGAGAUGGUGCUUCUUUGGUCAGGCCAGCACUUUCUGUUGGAGCGUUGAGCCCUAGUGCCAACAGAAACACAGGAUGGGACUCUUGGUUGGCAAAUCAGCCACUCCACAAACAUCACAGUUUGGACUUCAAUUAUUGUUUUUGGACUGAUCCACUUCUCACUUUGAAAAUGGGUGAUAAAACUGGGAUAGGCUUAGAUACCAAAGUGCAUCCUACCCAGAUCAAAUCUACUCCUCUUCAAUCAGUUUCACAGAAAACACUGCAGCCAUUGACAAACAUGGAUUCAGGUUCUGGCCAGUGUGGAGGCUUUCAACUUGACUCAAGCCUUUCCAGCAAGUUGUCAAACAAUACCCCGCACUGCAAGCUCAGGAAUUUGUGCCACCAGCACUGUAUAUGGUCAUCAGAAGACCCUUACUUUUCUUCUCUCUCAUCAGAAGAACCUUGUUCCCCAGCACUUCCUGAGUCUUCUCUCAGUCCCCCUACAACAGUUUCUUCAUCAUUGUCUUUGGCUACGGCCUUUGCAGCCCAGUCCUUGGAGAGCCCAGAGCCCAGCUGUUCAUUGGAGGGUAUCCCUCCAGCCCAGGAUACCCACCCUUUGGAUGCAGAGGAGUCAGUCUGUCAGUCUUCUCCCCAGCAGGAUGAAGACAUUCCUCCUCCGCUGCCAGAGAGAACCCCUGAAUCCUUUAUUAUUCUUGGAGAAGACAAUGAGCUCCAGCAGCUGGAUAAGCCUUUGUUAGCAGCUUCAGAUCACCAACUAUCAUCUAAAAACGACAAAAUAAAAAUCUCUACGGAAUGGAACAGCAUGUCUCAGCUGAAACAUUUUGAUGACUCAGUGAGACUGAGACCAAGUAAGAGUGGAAAGCUACAGAGGCCUAGAUCAGAAUUUCAUUGGAGUCGAUCUUCAUCACCCCCUACUCCCCCACUUCCAGAGAGAACUCCUGAAUCAUUUUUUCUUGCAGAUGAGGACUCUUGUUCAUCUGUUACAAACAUUGUAGUGAACCCUGGAGACCUUCAGAUUAAAUCAACAAAUGUACCAACAAAGGAGACAAAAGGCUUCAGAAGGAGCAAGAGUUUGAAAAUUUUACGAAAUGUGAAAAACAGUAUUUGGAGCUCACCUUCACUAGUAAGACCUCCAGAGCACGAUCAGUCAAAUCAUCACAGCUCUCUUCUGAGUCUUGGCUUUGCAAACCGAUUUUCCAGACCCAGAGGGCCAAGAAAUCCACCACCAAAUUGGAAUGUCUAGAAGAAUUUCUUAUUUUCUAUUGUCUCUGUAGACUUGCCUUGCUGAUGCUUCUUCUGUUUGUUUCCAACAAAAAUCAUCAUUUUGAACAAAAAGAUUUUUAUUGAGGUAUUAGACUAGUAUAUAACUUUAGUAAAAUUAAUAUAUAAACUUACCUGUCCAGCUGAUUUGGACUGCAUGCCAUACUGAGAAAAUGGGAACGGAGAGCUGCUGUGCUGCUUCCAAUAUUUGUUCCCAUCGGACAACAUCAGGUAAAAUUUUUGAACAAACAACAUAUUGUGAUGAACAAAAAAUAAAUGCUAGGGCUCAAGCGGCCACAGUGUCUUAUGAUGUUGUCUUCAGCCUGCCACUGUAGAAAUAUAAGAAUGGAAUAUUCUUACACUUGCUGUGUUGCUGUUCAAGAAUGGUACUUGGUUUUCUACAGAGAGACACUUCAUUUGUCAUUCAUAUAUUCCAGGCCUAUGCCUGUCAUGAAGAUAUGACUUCAGCCCCCCUUGCUUUUAAAACAGAUUAGAGAUUGGUAAGGAAGCUGACUAUAAUAAUCAUUUAUGGGGAAGGUAUAUCAUUUGCAGCUGGUGGACAUUUCAGCACACUUUCAAAACUGACUUCAAGUGAUUUCUAAUGUGUAGGUAGAGUAGGACCUUCAUAUUCUGAAGUGCUGGAACACUUCUUCAACAACGAAGAGCAAUAAAUUGUUUGGAUUGCCCCCUAUUUAAACAGAACUCAUUUACUUUCAAGCAUAUGUUGUAGUGUUUCAAAUCAAAAUACUUGUGUUUUGUUCUGAGUUCCGUUUUGUUUUUAGAGAGCAAUUCCUGACUAUUUGAAGACCUAAAUCACUUCUCAAAAUGGCAGUCUUUCUCUUUAAGGUUCAAAAUUUGGCAUCUGAACCAUGUAUCCUAAAUCUCCAAACUUAUGCCAGCCCUUUUAAAAUAAGAAGAUAGGGUUAGAAAUAAUUGAUUUUACAUAUUUGGAGGAUGUUUAAAUUGCCUUUCCACUUCUAACUGUUGUGAUUUAUUGCUUGAAUUUUGAGACCAAAACAGGCCUGGCAGUGAAUCAUUGUUCUCCAUGGUCAGUAACUGAAGUAUGUGAUAUAAGCUCAAAAGAUGCAUUAUGUGUAAAGUGCCUAUCACAGGAGGUAUUUGCAUCACAACAUUGAUCCAGUUGCCUAAGACAAGAAAGAUGCCUUAUGUCCAAGCCAUGGCUAUGCUGAAAUGUAUUGAAUUCAAUACAAAUCUAUGUAUUGAAAUAAAAUACAAUACAAUACAUGGAGAAGGUACCAAAUUGGGGAAAGCUGGGUUAUAUUUUAGAGUUGAGAACAAUAUGAGGUGAGGAUAAAGUGAGAAUAAAAUAAAGCCAACAAGUAACCUUUACCUCUAUUAAAAAUAAUCAGAAAACUUUAAGCAAAUUGAAAAACAUUUAGUGAAAUACAGUGGAACCUUGGUUUAUGAAC
Molecule: messenger RNA, 3900 nt
Organism: Python bivittatus (Burmese python)
Lineage: Eukaryota; Metazoa; Chordata; Lepidosauria; Squamata; Pythonidae
Gene: PTPN22
Product: protein tyrosine phosphatase non-receptor type 22
Biological process (GO): protein dephosphorylation; negative regulation of T cell activation; T cell receptor signaling pathway
Cellular component (GO): cytoplasm; nucleus
Molecular function (GO): non-membrane spanning protein tyrosine phosphatase activity
Source: RefSeq, a predicted model, not a curated record